Pieris brassicae (large cabbage white) is the source of this 2172-nucleotide messenger RNA. RefSeq names its product cleavage and polyadenylation specificity factor subunit 5 (gene Cpsf5). The coding region runs from base 174 to 845 and encodes 223 amino acids. NCBI's taxonomy places the organism in Eukaryota, Metazoa, Arthropoda, Insecta, Lepidoptera, Pieridae. Gene Ontology annotation, molecular function: mRNA binding. Gene Ontology annotation, cellular component: mRNA cleavage factor complex. The transcript has 4 exons. The record is from RefSeq and is a predicted model, not a curated record.
UGUCAUUUUUGCUUUGUGGCUUGUGCUUGUUAAUUUGUGGACGCGAUUGCGAAUUCUUAUUGUUUUACUCUAAUCGACCGUGUCUUUCUUCUGUGUAAUCGUAUCGCAAGCAAUACAUCGCGAGAUAUAGUUUUAUAGUUUAAAGUUACCUUUAAUAAGUUUAAACUAUAAAAAUGGCAGCGGUUCAAGCCAAGCCCCAAUGGCCGGUUCGUCCAGGAAUCCAGCAUCAAAAUAGCCAGAAUGCCUCAAGCUUAACGUUAAAUAGAUCGAUAAACUUAUAUCCUCUAACAAAUUACACAUUCGGCACCAAAGAACCGCUGUUUGAAAAAGAUGCAUCGGUACCGGCUAGGUUCCAGAGAAUGCGUGAAGAAUUUACUAAAAUCGGCAUGAGACGGUCUGUGGAAGGAGUACUAUUAGUACAUGAACAUGGUUUACCGCAUGUGUUGUUACUGCAACUUGGGACUGCUUUCUUCAAGCUACCAGGUGGUGAACUUAAUCCUGGAGAAGAUGAAAUUGAAGGGUUAAAGAGAUUGCUUACGGAGACUCUUGGGAGACAAGAUGGAGUUAAACAGGAUUGGCUUAUUGAAGACACAAUUGGAAACUGGUGGCGUCCAAACUUUGAACCACCACAGUAUCCCUACAUUCCACCCCACAUAACUAAACCUAAAGAACAUAAACGUCUCUUCUUAGUGCAGUUACAGGAUAGGGCAUUAUUUGCUGUACCCAAGAACUAUAAAUUAGUGGCUGCUCCUCUAUUUGAGUUAUAUGAUAAUGCUCAGGGAUAUGGGCCGAUUAUUUCCUCCCUUUCACAAAGUUUAUGUAGAUUCAAUUUUGUAUAUAUGUAAUUGUCACCUAGUAAAGUUAGCUGUCAUCAACAUGGCAGUUGACAUGUCUACAUUGUCAAGAGUAAUGCAUGUAUAAAAGUGGUCUCUGUUGUUUAGGGAAAACUAUGAUAAAUCCAACUUUAUGUAAAACAUUACCUUGUCAAUUAACUUUUUAAUGCCAAGAUUUAUACUUUUGAACUGACAGUUUUACUGUAAGAGUUCAUCUGUUAAAUUUAAAACAAAAUUAUAUGGGCUGACAUUCACAGACUUUUUAACCUUAUUCUUUUUAACUAUUGUUUAACAUAAAUGAGCAUUUAUUAAGGGUGGGUAAGGGCCUAAAUAGAUACAGAAGCAAAUUUUAGUGCUAAGUGUGACUAGAUUGGACUACAUCCAGAAGGUAUAAUUUGUGCCAAGUCUUCUCUGAUUCAUACCCUAUAGGUAUAAAGAACAAGAGGUUUAUGGAUAUUACAAUUCGUUUAUAUAUUUUUAAGCAUUAUAAGCAUAAUAGUUGAAUAUGUAACAAGCAUUUAGUUUGACAUUUAAACCAUUGUUUAAAAAUUGUAAAGCUGUUAAAAGGUUAGUGAACUGAAGCCCAUAUUUAUGUAAAGGCAUACACAAGUAUGAGGUAUUGUGUAGGUCUAUUCAUAUUGUAUUGUAAUAUUAGUGUAAGCAACAUUGACAUAUGGAAUAAAUUGUGUGUUUCAUUUGUAAAUCAAGACAGAAGAAAGAAGAUUGUAUUAGUUUUAAGUUAUCAAAGACUGAUUUUAAAAUGAAUUUUAAGAGAACUCUGCCUUAAAGGCAUUUUAUACAAACAUAAUAUGGCUGUUUUUAAUAUUAAGAUAACUCGGUCUUAAAGGCAUCUAUUUAUACAAACAUAACAUGGCUGUUUUUAAUAUUAAGAGAACUCGGCCUUAAAGGCAUUUCAUACACACAUAACAUGGCGGUUUUUUUAUAUUCAGAGAAAUCAACCUUAAAGGCAUUGCAUACCAAGAACAAAGAUUGUUUUUAAAAUUUAUAUGAAGAGAACUCGGCCUUAAAGGCAUUUUAUACAAACAUAACAUGGCGGUUUUUAUGUUAAGAGAACUCGACCUUAAAGGCAUUUUAUACAAACAUAACAUGGCGGUUUUUAUGUUAAGAGAACUCGACCUUAAAGGCAUUUAAUACAAACAAUGUAAAGAUUGUUUUUAAAAUUAAUAUUAAGAGAACUUGGCCUUAAAGGCAUUUUAUACAAACAUAUGGCUGUUUUUUAUAUUAAGAGAACUCGACUUUAAAGGCAUUUCAUACAAACAAUGUAAAGAUUGUUUUUAAAAUUAAUAUCGAAUGAACUCAGCCUAAUAGGCAAACAAUA